AUGUCUAGAGGGGUCCUCGCCCCUCUCAAGAGGUCUAGAGGGGUCCUCGCCCCUCUCAAGAGGUCCAGAGGGUCCUCGCCCCUCUCAAGAGGUCCAGAGGGUCCUCGCUCCUCUCAAGAGGUCCAGAGGGUCCUCGCUCCUCUCAAGAGGUCCAGAGGGUCCUCGCCCCUCUCAAGAGGUCCAGAGGGUCCUCGCCCCUCUCAAGAGGUCCAGAGGGUCCUCGCCCCUCUCAAGAGGUCCAGAGGGUCCUCGCCCCUCUCAAGAGGUCCAGAGGGUCCUCGCCCCUCUCAAGAGGUCCAGAGGGUCCUCGCCCCUCUCAAGAGGUCCAGAGGGUCCUCGCCCCUCUCAAGAGGUCCAGAGGGUCCUCGCCCCUCUCAAGAGGUCCAGAGGGUCCUCGCCCUCUCAAGAGGUCCAGAGGGUCCUCGCCCCUCUCAAGAGGUCCAGAGGGUCCUCCCCCCUCUCAAGAGGUCCAGAGGGUCCUCGCCCCUCUCAAGAGGUCCAGAGGGUCCUCGCCCCUCUCAAGAGGUCCAGAGGGUCCUCGCCCCUCUCAAGAGGUCCAGAGGGUCCUCGCCCCUCUCAAGAGGUCCAGAGGGUCCUCGCCCCCACAAGAGGUCCAGAGGGUCCUCGCCCCUCUCAAGAGGUCCAGAGGGUCCUCGCCCCUCUCAAGAGGUCCAGAGGUUCCUCGCCCCCACAAGAGGUCCAGAGGGUCCUCGCCCCUCUCAAGAGGUCCAGAGGGUCCUCGCCCCUCUCAAGACGUCCAGAGGGUCCUCGCCCCUCUCAAGAGGUCCAGAGGGUCCUCGCCCCUCUCAAGAGGUCCAGAGGGUCCUCGCCCCUCUCAAGAGGUCCAGAGGGUCCUCGCCCCCACAAGAGGGGCGGAGGUCGGAGCCCCCACAAGAGGGACGGAGGUCGGAGCCCCCACAAGAGGGGCGGAGGUCGGAGCCCCCACAAGAGGGGCGGAGGUCCGAGCCCCUCAGCGUGCCAGGAUAA
Messenger RNA from Procambarus clarkii (red swamp crayfish), 987 nucleotides. RefSeq lists its product as uncharacterized. The record is from RefSeq and is a predicted model, not a curated record. Lineage: Eukaryota; Metazoa; Arthropoda; Malacostraca; Decapoda; Cambaridae.